This is a messenger RNA of Sesamum indicum (sesame), 2183 nucleotides long. RefSeq names its product putative WD repeat-containing protein C2A9.03. Gene Ontology annotation, molecular function: protein binding. Lineage: Eukaryota; Viridiplantae; Streptophyta; Magnoliopsida; Lamiales; Pedaliaceae. The record is from RefSeq and is a predicted model, not a curated record.
AUCCCCAUUCCCAUUACCUCCCUAACCACCCGCCACUGUCGCUACUUUACUUUUCCCCUCUCUUAAAAUUACCCCCACCCCGCCCACUGUAGUAAAAGUAAAAUACUACCUGUUAUGGUUUUUGGUCUUCCAAAUUUCGUUUACGGACUGGACAUAAAAUCAGAACCUUCUUUUCUAAAUCUUUGGAUUUACUUACUUUCAUAUUUUUUUUUUACCACAAUCAAAUUAAAAUAUUAACCGCCUCGGAGUCGUACAUCAUAAUUUAAGAGAAAUCAAGCUAUCCACAGAUCGCCUGCGCUGAAUUUGAUCGACUGCACGGAGAUCUCGCCCUGAUUCUCUCGAUCGGUGUCUGUGGACUCUUAUUCUUGUAUUCUUCUCAAUUCAACCUCUAGCUGUAAAUAAAAUCAAUUCGAAAGAGGAAUUGGAAGCUAACUGGUGGGUGAACUUCGCCAUCAAUAAAUGUCCCAUCAAGAGGAAGAAAUGGAUUAUGCAGCCGCGGACUAUGAGAUGGGCGAAGUAGAAGAGGAUAUGUAUUUUGCUGGUCGAAUAAUGGGAGACACAGAGUCUGACGAGGAGGAUGAUGAUGAAUAUAACCAUUUGGACAAUAAGAUAACUGAUACUUCUGCGGCUGAGGCACGAAAAGGGAAGGAUAUCCAAGGAAUCCCGUGGGAGAGGCUAAGCAUAUCCCGGGAUAAGUAUAGACAGACUAGAUUAGAACAAUAUAGGAAUUAUGAGAAUAUACCCCGAUCUGGAGAGGGUUCAGAGAAGGAAUGCAAAUUAACAAGGAAAGGUGGAGUUUAUUAUGAGUUCUGGCAGAACACUAGAUCUGUAAAAUCAACCAUUCUACAUUUUCAGUUGAGGAACCUGGUUUGGUCAACUUCAAAGCAUGAUGUUUACCUCAUGUCGCAUUACUCAAUUAUCCAUUGGUCGUCAUUAAGUUCCAAAAAGACAGAAGUCCUUAAUGUCUCUGGCCAUGUGGCUCCGUGUGAGAAACACCCUGGAAGUUUACUGGAAGGAUUUACUCAAACACAAGUAAGUACGCUGGCUGUCCGCGACAAUUUGUUGAUUGCGGGGGGAUUCCAGGGGGAGCUUAUUUGCAAGUAUCUGGAUCGACCUGGUGUCAGCUUUUGCACGAGGACAACCUAUGAUGAUAAUGCUAUCACGAAUGCUAUCGAGAUAUAUGAUGGUCCAAGUGGUGCUGUUCAUUUCACAGCUUCAAAUAAUGAUUGUGGAGUACGAGAUUUUGAUAUGGAGAGAUUUCAGCUUAUUAAGCAUUUCUCUUAUCCGUGGCCUGUAAAUCAUACUUCUCUGAGCCCAGAUGGCAAGGUUAUUGCUAUUGUAGGGGACAAUCCUGAUGGGAUGCUUGUGGAUUCACAAACUGGAAAGACGGUUGCACCGCUUCGUGGACAUUUCGAUUUCUCUUUUGCCUCCGCAUGGCAUCCAAAUGGUCACAUCUUUGCAACUGGGAACCAGGACAAGACUUGCCGAGUAUGGGACUCACGGAACCUGUCGAAAUCGGUUGCUGUGCUUAAAGGAAAUCUGGGUGCCAUUCGAUCAAUCCGUUUCACCUCUGAUGGGCAGUUUAUGGCGAUGGCUGAGCCAGCUGAUUUUGUUCAUGUUUAUGAUGUGAAAAAUGGAUAUGACAAAGAGCAGGAGAUUGACUUUUUUGGUGAAAUAUCUGGAGUCUCUUUUAGCCCUGAUACUGAUUCCCUGUUCAUUGGGGUGUGGGACCGCACUUAUGGUAGCCUACUUCAGUACAACCGAUGCAGAAACUAUUCUUAUCUGGACUCUCUACUGUGAAUCGUUUGGUUCCUUUUGGAAUUUCGUGCAUCUAUUGCCGGAGGAGGUGAUGCACAGGUGACAUGUCUCUGGUUACUAAUACAAUGGAGGGGUCCAGAAGUGGCUGGCUGGCUCUCUUUGCACUCUAUGUUGUCUCUACUGUUGUGUCUCCAAAUAAUGACGACCUGUGGCAAAGAGGUGAAUAUAGAUGCCUAGAGUUCGUUUGAUGCGGGGCCAAAAAUGAAUCUUUAUCCAAUCAGAAGGCUAAAUUUUUUCAUGAAAAUGUCACUUGGUGAUGUGUAUAUGAAUAUAUUAAUUUGUAAUUUUUGUAUCAUUAACUUUCUGGAGUUUAGAGGACAAUUGCUGCCUGUUUGUAUCCAUUACCUUGCUGUGAAAGUGAAGUG